AUGAACUCCGAAAAGGCCAAGAUGAUCCGAGGGGAGCUGUACAUCGCGGUUGAUCCGACUCUGGCGGAGGACCGGCGCGCUGCUCGCGAAUUGACCAAGCAGUUCAACGACAUGACGCAGGCCGAGAGCCCAGAAGCCAAGGCAGUGAUGAAGCGCCUCCUCGGCUCAAUGGGCAAGGACUGCCUCAUCGAGAUGCCCUUCCGCUGCGACUACGGCUACAACAUCAGCGUGGGCGACAACUUCUACAUGAACUUCAACUGCGUCUUCCUGGACGGGUGUCCGAUCACGAUCGGCAACCGGGUGAUGCUCGCCCCGAACGUGCAGCUUUACACUGCCAGCCACGCGCUCGACCCCGAGGUCCGAUCGUCCGGACUAGAGAUCGGCAAACCCAUUACGAUCGCGGACGAUGUUUGGGUCGGGGGCAACGUGACAGUUGUGCCCGGUGUCACCAUUGGCCGUGGGGCAGUGAUCGGAGCCGGAAGUGUCGUCACGAAGGACGUGCCUCCCAUGUGCGUCUACGCUGGCAACCCGGCCAAGUUCGUCAAGAAGAUUGAGCCCAAAGAGAAGAAAGAACGCGCUUGGGGAAAACACGGACUCAAAAAGUUGAAAUCAUACAAACUUCACCUUAUACAGCGUUAA
Molecule: messenger RNA, 639 nt
Organism: Phytophthora sojae
Lineage: Eukaryota; Oomycota; Peronosporomycetes; Peronosporales; Peronosporaceae
Exons: 1
Coding region: 1-639 (212 amino acids)
Molecular function (GO): acetyltransferase activity
Source: RefSeq, a predicted model, not a curated record